AUGGCAUUUCUGAACUCUGUCAAAUCACUCACUGCGAAUAUUGGCAGCAAGCGCCAAAAACAAUCCAAGGGUGAGGCAAAGGGGAUUCUGCCAUCACUGAAACCUGUUGCGUUACCGCGAGUAAGUCCCGACCAUGUUCUGGCACUUUCAGAUCAAGGUUGGACAACAAUUGGUCUGAGUCAAAAAUCGACCGAUCCUCUACACGACAGCUUCGAACGUCUUUUAAAUGCGAGCCGAGCCUUUUUCGACCUCCCAGAAAAGUACAAGCAGACUUUUAAGACUGAGCAAGGUAGCGAAGAAGGCUGGAGUCGGGUGCAGGGAGAGAAGGAGUUUAUCACUUUGCGGACAAUUGGCAACACGCCUGACGAGUUGAAGGACGCAGCUGAAACGUACUGGAAUGAAGCGAGUGUCCUCUUAAAUGAGACUGUUGGGAGAGUUGCGGAGAGCUUGGAUUUGCCGGCAGAAGCGUUGACCGUGUUCUCAAAGCCAUGCACGACUUUGGGAGAAGAGGAGACGGCCACCAUGUUGCGACUUUUUAGAUACGAGGGAUUCGAGGGCAAGCGGAGUGAGGUUGUGGCUGAAAGUCAUGUGGAUCUGGGUUUGCUCAGUCUUGUCAUCGGUGACAAACCAGGGUUAGAAGUCAGAGACACUCGAGCCAACUGCUGGUUCCCCAUAGAGCAAAGCUAUAAGACCCCCAAAGGCAGUCUGCUUGUUGGUCGGCAACUUGAACGGUUAUCUAAUGAUCGUUACCAGGCCGGAAGGCAUCAAGUUUGCUCAUACCCGAAUCCAGCACUGAGCUCCGGACGAUCCACGACUCCACGGGACAAUUACAGGUACUCGGUUGUUCUGGUAUUGAGAGCUCACCUGCCGGUACCGAUCGACACGGACAGCUUGACAACUGAGAUUACUGGUCCGUUUUCUCGUCCUCUGAAGAAUAUCACGGCAGAUGACCUUUUUCGGGAGAUUCAUGCUGCUCAUUUCAAUAUCAACACUGGGACCGAGGAGAGAGAGGAACAGAAGCGAAACAUAAUUAAGGAUAUUCAUCUUACUACAAAGAUCAAGGUCCAAGAUGCCAACGUUGGCCGAAGAGUGAGAUUCAGGUCAGGAGAGCUGCGAAAUUAUCAAGCCAGUCACGGAGUUCGAACUUCGGAUGAUCUCGUUGGGGCUCCGGAUGGGGUCGCACUGGGUGUGGCAUUGGCAUUUUGGCAUGCGUGGUCAUGGGCUACUGGUUCCUUACCCAUGCACCAAGCUCUCUCUGCAGCUCUCAACAGACGCCCUGACAGCUCGGUCCAGCAACCGCAAACCUGCUUCUACAGUACUACUAGCCCGUUUGAACGCGACGGUGCUCCUAUUCUGGGCCGGCUCGAGUACCCAUGUUGGUCUUCUAUCCCUGCUCUUCUUUCUGUUGUUCCCGGGAGGGUUCCGAAGGAGAAGCUGAAAGAAGCACCCCCCCAAAAGCAAUCUUUGCCAGCGUAA
This is a messenger RNA of Drepanopeziza brunnea f. sp. 'multigermtubi' MB_m1, 1476 nucleotides long. The record is from RefSeq and is a predicted model, not a curated record. Lineage: Eukaryota; Fungi; Ascomycota; Leotiomycetes; Helotiales; Drepanopezizaceae.